AUAUAUAUAUACUGUAUAUAUAUAGUACUCAAACACACAUUCAUUCUCUUAUUAUAAUACAGAAGAGGAGAAUAUGUAACACAAUAAAUGAAAAACAUGGAAAAACAAACAUGAAGCACAACCUGUGUGUGUGUGUGUGUGUGUGUGUGUGUAACAGAUGGUGUGUUAAUCCUCCACAAUGAACAGAUGUACUUCUUCAGAUUUUCAGAUUAACACACACACGUUAUCCUGCGUUGUGAUUGGCUGCUGAGGUUGAACCCUGAGAAGUGGGUCGAGGGGACACGUGUUUAAUGUGUGUGUGUGUGUGUUUGUGUGUGUGUAUGUGUGUGUUUGUGUAUGUGUGUGUGACCACAGAAAACAGUGCAGUCUAUUUUUUCCUCGUCUUUGCUUUUGUUUUUUUUCAGGAAUGUUGACUUUAGAUUUCUUUAGAGGUGCUUUGAGAUCAUAAAAAAUGUUCUGAAGAUCCUUAAAGAACUUAAUGGGUCACUGAAGAGGUUCCAGGGUUCUAGUGGAGGUUCUAUGGGUCCAGAACCAGAAACCAGCUGCAAAAUCUGUUUGGUUUUAGCCGCAGGAAUGUGUGACAUACAGGUGUACUGUGACUUACGGGUGUACUCUGAUGUACGGGUGUACUCUGACGUACGGGUGUACUGUGAUGUACGGGUGUACUGUGACGUACGGGUGUACUGUGACCUAUGGGUGUACUCUGAUGUACGGGUGUACUCUGAUGUAGGGGUGUACUGUAACGUACGGGUGUACUGUGACGUACGGGUGUACUGUGACGUACGGGUGUACUCUGAUGUACGGGUAUACUGUGACGUACGGGUGUACUCUGAUGUACGGGUGUACUGUGACGUACGGGUGUACUGACUUACGGGUGUACUGUGACCUAUGGGUGUACUCUGAUGUACGGGUGUACUCUGAUGUACGGGUGUACUGUAACGUAUGGUGUAGUGUAGCGUACGGGUGUACUGUGACGUACGGAUGUACUGUGAUGUACGGGUCUAGUGUAACGUACGGGUGUACUGUGAUGUACGGGUGAACUGUGAUGUACGGGUGUACUGUGACGUACGGGUGUACUGUGACGUACGGGUGUACUCUGAUGUACGGGUACACAAUAUGACUAACAUUUUUCUGAGCUACCUGUCUCUCUCUCUCUGUCUAUCUGUCUGCCUGUCUGUCUCUCAGCAUGUAACGUCACCAUCCAUAACCGCUGCAGAGACAGUCUGGCCAGUUGUGCCAAGAUGAAGCAACGGCAACAAAAGCUGACGCUGUCGAGAAACAGUUCAGCUCUGCAGAACGUCACCAUGCGCACCAAAACUCCGAUGAUGAAGGAGCGUCCCAGCUCGGCCAUCUAUCCCUCCGACAGUCUUCGUCAGUCUUUGCCCCGACGCGUCCGCUCCGGCCUCUCAUUGGCUAAGAGCGUCUCCACCAAUAACAUCGCAGGGAUGAGUGAGGAGUCUGUGGGUCUCAGGAGGAUUCUGUCUCAGUCCACUGAGUCUCUGAACUUCAGGAGCAGGACUCUCUCCAUGGAGUCUCUGACUGACGACGGUGAGUGGUGGUGGAGCCCCCUGCUGGAGGAGCUGCAGGAGGAGGGCAGCUGUGUUCAGCUGGACAGCUGGAGUCUCGUUGUGGAGAAAAACUUCCUGCAGACGCUUCAUAAAGAUCUGAUCAAGAAACAGGACGUCAUCUACGAGUUGAUCCAGACUGAGUUCCACCAUGUACGGACCCUGAGGAUCAUGGAGGGUGUGUACCGGAGGGGGAUGCUGGAGGAGGUGAUGCUGGAGGCGGCCGUGGUUCACACCAUCUUCCCCUGUCUGGACCAGCUGCUGGAGUGGCACUCGGCCUUCCUGUCAGAGCUGCUGAGCCGCAGGAGGGAGGGUCUGACGGAGGGGAGCUCCUCCAACUUCACUGUCCGCUGCAUUGGAGACCUGCUGCUCAGACAGUUCUCAGGUCAGUGUGCAGACGACAUGAAGAAACUUUACUCUGAGUUCUGCAGUCGACACCCGAAAGCUGUGAAACUCUACAAAGAAGUUUUAACUCGAGAACGAAGGCUGCAGCAGUUUGUCAGGCGAGCCGGUCGAGGUCCUCUGCUGCGUCGUCAUGGCGUCCAGGAGUGCAUCCUGCUGGUGACUCAGCGAAUCACAAAGUACCCGGUCCUCAUCCAGCGGAUCCUCGACAACACCAAAGGUAAUGAAGAGGAGGCACAGGCGUUGAGACGAGCUCUGGUCCUCCUGAAGGAGCUGAUCGGCUCGGUGGACCAGGAGGUGCUGGAGCUGGACCGGACCAGGAGGCUCCAGGAGAUCCAGGCCCGUCUGGACCCCCGGGCUCAGACGGAGGUCCGAGGAGGAGGAGUCUUCAUGGGCGGAGAGCUGCUGAGGAGGAGGCUCCUCCACGAGGGGGCGCUCCUCUGGAAGGUCCAGGGCUCCAGGAUGAAAGAUGUGCAGGUCCUGCUGAUGUCAGACAUCUUGGUUUUCCUUCAGGAGAAAGAUCAGAAGUUCACCUUCGCGUCACUGGACAAGUCUCCGGUGGUCUCUCUGAAUAACCUGAUCGUCAGAGACAUAGCAAAUCAGGAGCGAGGGAUGUACCUGAUCAGUGCCUCCACCCCUCCAGAGAUGUACGAGCUGCAUGCUUCAUCCAAAGAAGGCCGGAAGACCUGGAUGAGCCGCAUCCAGCAGACUGCUCUCAGAUGUCCGUCCAGAGACGAGUUUCCUCUCAUCGAGACUGAAGACAAAGCGUUACUGCGCAGACUCAGAGCUGACAUCCAGCAGAAGGACAGGGAGGUGCUGGAGCUCCUCCAGGAGCGAGUGACUCUGUUUUCUGACCUGGUGGAGGCGACAGGAAGAGGAGGAGGAGAUGAAGAAGGAGGUGUGGAUCUCAGCAGCACCUUCUCCUCCUGCAGGAACCUGUUCAGGGCAGACACUCCUCACGCUCCUCAGGCGGAGCCGCUCCUCACCUCCUCCAUCACUGAGGUGGACAAACUGACUGAACUUCUGCUGAACUCUAACGUCCACAAAUCCUUCGUAACCAACGGCAACCAGGAGCUCAGCAGUGAGUCACCUGACCACACCCAUAACCUAAGUUUUAUUUUAUUUUAUUUUUUUUAUGUUAAUAUUUAGAAAAGCAGAAAUUAUCACAUUUAAGAAGAAAAUGUUUUUUUUGCUCAAAAAUUACUAAAUUAUUAUAGCUGCUGAUGAACGUCUAUGUGUCCUUGUGUCUAUGUGUCCUUGUGUCUAUGUAUCUAUAUGUCCAUGUAUCUAUGUGUCCUUGUGUC
Molecule: messenger RNA, 3271 nt
Organism: Anarrhichthys ocellatus (wolf-eel)
Lineage: Eukaryota; Metazoa; Chordata; Actinopteri; Perciformes; Anarhichadidae
Product: rho guanine nucleotide exchange factor 2-like
Exons: 14
Coding region: 1242-3116 (624 amino acids)
Biological process (GO): regulation of Rho protein signal transduction; cell morphogenesis; positive regulation of neuron differentiation
Cellular component (GO): ruffle membrane; cytoskeleton
Molecular function (GO): microtubule binding; guanyl-nucleotide exchange factor activity
Source: RefSeq, a predicted model, not a curated record